Messenger RNA from Homalodisca vitripennis (glassy-winged sharpshooter), 5691 nucleotides. RefSeq names its product centrosomal protein of 104 kDa-like. Gene Ontology annotation, cellular component: cilium. Bases 1 to 2568 code for a protein of 855 amino acids. Lineage: Eukaryota; Metazoa; Arthropoda; Insecta; Hemiptera; Cicadellidae. Gene Ontology annotation, molecular function: protein binding. The transcript has 16 exons. The record is from RefSeq and is a predicted model, not a curated record.
AUGAGCUCUGAGAGAAUAGAUCUGUUUGUCGGUCCUGAAGAUUAUGCAGAUGAUAUUGCUGAUGAGGAAGCAACCAAAUUACCUUUUGAAUACUUGGGCUACAUAACGUUAAGUGAUAACCAAUCUACUGAAUUUAAAAGCCGAGAACUGAAAUCCAUCACAGUUCCACCUUUUAGUCCAACCUCGUAUGUGAAACUUCGGCUUUACCAGAAUCACAACAAUGAUUUAAAUCUUUUCAAUCAGGUGAGCAUAGUUGCAAUCCAAUUGAUCGGAGAUGAAGUAGGCAAGGGAGAAGAGAACAACAAUGGCCAUACAGAUCAUAAUCUGCUCCCAGGUGGUCAGGGAUCACUUUCCUCAGCAUGUGAUGACUUGGCCUUUGAGAUGUACGUGGACAAGGAUGUGGCUAGGAUCAUCCGACUACUAGAGCAGAGGAAACAUCAGGCUGUCCAAGAUGAAAGAUUCGAGUAUGCACGAAAACUGAAAUCAGCGAUGGUAGAGCUACGAGCAGCUGGAGAACGGCUUGGAAAAUUGGAAAUAGGGAAGAAACAAGCCAUUAUGCAUGAAGACUAUUCCAAAGCAAAGAAAAAGAAAGCUCAGAUGGACGAGUACAGAAAGGAAGUGUAUGCACUGCUGGAAGUAGAUGAUCUAUUAGAAGAAAAUGGACCUCUGGCAAAAAAUGAUGAGGAAUCGCCAGAUGCUGACAAUGGAACUAGCACGACCACACUGAGCGAGGAGUUGGCUGUGCCUGCAUACUCGGUGAAGCCACGAGUCCGAGCCCCGGUUAGCCUUGAGGCUACAUCUCCACCUCAGCGCCCUGUGCCAGACAACACAGUCUCUGCUGUUUCACCUGGCCUCUACCAGAGUCCGGUGUCACCCCUACACUACGCUGGUCGGGUCAGUCCAACUGGUGCUACACCAAAGGGCCAGGCGUAUGUUGCGACACCAGUGACAAUCAGAACAGGCACAGGAUCAUUGCGACGCAGAAACAAGUCUGCAGCACGAAACAGCUAUGAAGCUUAUGACGAGAGAACUGUUCCUGCCCAUAGAAACACUCACUCAGCCGAGCAACCAAGAGAGAACAAUGUAUCUUCAUCAGCUGUUGUGUCCAAACUGAACGAACGAGAAAGGAAACAAGCUGCUUUACCAAUAGCGGUUUUUGGAAUGGCCUUAGUGGAGAAGUUCUUCUCAAAGCAGUUCUCAGACAAGGAGGAGGGGCUGCGGUUACUACAGGCAGCACUAAGAGCCCAUGUUCGCAGUGAGUGUGUCAAACCACCAGAGAAUACAGAAACACACUCACCCAACAAAGUCGCACGAGCUGCUGUCUACUUGUUGCAUCGAGCUCUCAGGGAUAAGGUCUUCAUCGUCUACAGUACUGCUGCUGAGAUCAUCCGCUACUUCUUCAGUGAAUUUGUCGCUGGGAGGGUCUCGACAGCUGAAGUCUCUCGUAGCUUGGACAGACUACUACCGGAACUCCUAUCAAAAUCUGGUGAUACGACGCCUCGUAUACAUAACAUGGCAAUGCAUACAAUUCUCAGCUUAGCUGACUGCUCAGAUGUCAGAUCUUUAAAUAUCAUACCAGUUCACCUGACAAGAGUACUGACAUCAAGCACACAUCCUCGCUUGGCCCUCAGCAAGAUGGAGAUGGUGGAACAGCUCAUUCUGAACAAUGGCAUCUCCACUGACAAACAAAGUGGAAUGACCUGCAGAGUUCUAUCAGAACUGGGAGUGUCUGGGUUACACCAUCCUGCCGAGGCAGUACGCAAGGUAGCUGAGCGUAUUCUCAUCCAUGUGUACAAGGUCAAUUCACGCAUUGUGCGCAAACAGUUGCCACCUGAUGAUGAUAUUACACGUCGCAAUCUGCUCUAUCGCCAUCUUAUGCAGGAGUUUGAUAAGGUUGACCUUGAGAGAAAACCUAUUGAAACAUUUUCUAACAAGAACAAGUUAGUGAGGUCAGGCAGUGUGAGUAGUGCCAAUCCGGCUACGUCGUCUGUUCUAAGGCCGUCCACCAGUGCAUACACUCAUUCUGACAAUGCUGCCAACAUUGCCACCAACUCCUCAGAGAGCCACAGUGCAUCAUCAUCCUCGUCUGGAGGUAUCCUCUCCCCACCACCUGACCAGCCUCUUGACAAGCAAUGUAUCUUCUGCCUCGAGAGGUCAGAAUCGUUUACAGAGGAGGGUCUUAACAUCCACUACUGGAAAAGUUGUCCCAUGCUGAUGCGGUGCCAGCAUUGCCAAGAAGUGGUAGAGGUUGCAUCACUGAACCAACACCUCGCAGAUGAAUGUGAUCUGCGCAAGCUGUAUAAAAAGUGUGAUCUUUGCUCCGAUGUACAACAUGUUGACAGUUUUGAAGAACACCGAAAUUCUCCUUCUUGUUUACAGGGCAGAGUUCUAAGGUGCUCAUUGUGUCGGACUGUGGUGGGAGCAGGUGAGGACUGGUGGCGGGAACACUUGAAUGGAGCCCAUCUCUGCCCCAAACAUCCAAGACGCAAGUUCGUCAAAACCAAACUAACACGUUCUAAAACUCCAGAUUUGCCUCAGACGUCCUCAUCAAUGUACAACUUCCGCUGAGCAAAAUGCCAAUCAAGAAAAGGAAUGCCUAAGCUUAGCAAUCGUCUCCUAGAUUUUGUUACUGCUCAAUAGUUAUUGUUCUUAUUCUAGCUACUGCACAUAGCGCUUUUUAAAUUGCCAAAGCCUUUUUAUACAACAAAGGCAAAUCUAUGUAAAAUCAAAAUCUGUUCCAAAAAAUAUAAUAAUAAAGCAUGGUUUAUGUACACUUAUAAAAUAACUUUAGGUAAUAAAAAGUAAAUACAAAUCCGCCCAUUUCAUAUAAGAUGUUCAAAUAAAUAACCAAUAGGUAUUUAGUAGGAAAUAAUAAAAUGAAUACAUGCUAUAACAUAAAAUUAUAAUUUCUAUUUUAUUAAACCUAGUAUAAGCAACUUUUGUUUGGCUGAGACAAAGCUUGGAUAUAAAAUUCAAAACUAUGAAAACUUUUUAGAUAUAAACAUUAUUUAUACAUACUACAACCUUAACAUUAAAUAAGCACAACUAAUACAUAAAAAUGAUUAAUUAAUCUUAGCCCAAAAAUUUAAGUAUAAAAAGAUGUAAAAUUAUAUAGCGCUCACAAGAUCAACAUAUCUUCAAUCAAUCAGUAACUUUGUAUGAAAUCAAUAAUAUUGGACUAAAUUUAUUUGUAGUUUUAUAACUUUCAAAUAUUUUUUAUCUCUUAUCCCUUUAUUUCUCUUUUAGGUUUCUUUGUAAUAUGUUUAUACAUUUAUAAAGACACAUUCAAGCAUCCAAUUUCAAACAUAUGAAUUUGAAGUCGCACUAAGACUUUAAAAUCUGUGCAUAUCGUUUUAACAAGAUUUAAAAUUGAAACUAGUACCUUGUUAAGAUUAAGAAAUGAAGUCAUGCUGUGAUUACACUGUAAGGAAUCUAUUUUACAAAAUCUAUUUUAAAGAAAUUAAAUUUAUACAGUAACUAAUAAUUAAAAUGUUAACAGUAAAAUAAAAAUGCAAUGAUUGCAUUUUGUUAUAGAACUCUUAAUCUCUUUAGUAUGUAUUUUAAUUGUUGAAAAAAGUACUAUUUUACACCAGUUAAUUUAUUUACUAUCAAGAAAAUUACUGUACAUUAUUGAACAAAGUUUAUAAGAAAAACCUGUAAAAACAAAUUUCCUAACUGAACAGUUUUUGUAUAUUGAAUAAGUUCUUUACAGUGUAAGCCAGAAAUUUCAAACCAUGCUUUUAGAACCUGCCUUGAAUCUGCUUACUACGAUUGCACAAAUUACGAGCAUUGCACAAUUCUCAAGACUACAUUCAUUUAGAAUUAGCAAGUUAUUUUUGAUGUUGUGUGUAGAGAACGAGUUAUACGAUAAGAAAUUCCUCAGAUUGUUUCUAAUUAUAUUUUCAAUAUUGGUGUUGUGUGUUUCUAUAUUUAAAAGUACCUUCAAUGAAGUAUUAUUGUAAAGAUUGAUGAUUUUCCCUGUAAUUAGGUUUAGAUGUUACUUAUUGAUAUACAUACAGAAUGUGAGAAUGUUCUAAAAGUGUUUGAUUGGCUCAGUGAAAUCCGUUUAAUAUAUUCAAACAUUAAAGAGUGAAUUCAUGCACUUCCACUCAGGACUUUAAGAACUCGUGUCUUCAUAUAAUGCAAUGAGUAUAUUAUUUACUCAAGAGACCAUUUGAAGAGUUUGUGAAUAAUCUUAAUUUUAAGCAUAAAGCAAUUACCACAACUAAUUUCUAUUAUCAAUCAUUUUAUUUUAAAAGUGUUCAUGAAUUCUUGUUAACUGUAGUUUGUAGAACCGAAGUUGUUUCUCAUCCAGUAAUUUCUUGUGUUUGAGAAAAUCAUGAGAAACAAACAUUCACAAAGAAAUGUUACACUUCUCUUAGUUUAGGCUUGCAGUAAUCAUCGCAGCCUUGUUCAAUUAAACUGUGUAAAAAAUUGAACGUUUUAUUAUUAUUCAAUAGUGGUUUACAAAAUUACACACCCAAUAAAAUAACUUUAAAAGCUCCUUAAUGUUAAGCUCCAGUGCACAAUUUUUAUAACAACCCAGUUCGUCAUUCUUCGGUAAUCCCUAGGUAAAAGUCACUGGUAUUCAUCAGACACAGAGACAAAUUUCAUCUGGUACCCAAAGGGUUGAAUAAAAAUAUAAAGUGAAUUGUUUACUUUUGUCAGUAUAAAUAACUUUUUAUAAGAAACAUCUUGAUUUUAUAACUUUGACAAAAUGAAAUGUACUGUGGAAAUGGUGAAAAAUGCCUUUUUCAAGAUUAGAGGCACAUGGAUGGUACAGCACCGUGACUAUUCUAUUCACUCAACCAACUCUGGUGUUCUCUUAGUACGGUUGCUGGUUAGAUAAUCUUACAAAAACAAAGUCUUCAAGUAAAAAUGUUAUUUGUAACUUGGUCAUUGAGAAUGUUUUCCUCAACAUAAAAACAUAACAAUUUUUGCAUAGUAUAACAACCAAAAUGUAUCUGUUAAAAAUAAUAAAAAGUUAAUACAUCUUAUAUUUUAAUUGGUAAGAUUCUUUAUUUAUAUCUAUCGCUAAAAUGUCAUUCAACACUCAAAAACAUAUUCCAAUAUGUAAAGAGUGAAGUCAAGUCAAGAGAACAUGUUUUCUCGAGUGCUGGGAUCUGAGAGGGAUCGAUUUAGAUAUUCCUUGCAAGGUGGAAUCAUCCAUUUCUAUUCCAUCCUAGCACAAAAGAUUAUUCCCCUAAAGAUAAAAAACUUCAAAUUGUAUCAGUGAUCACAUUUUAAGGCCCUGUGUGGAUAUGCAGUUUCACCUUUUAAAAUUAGGCCAAAUUAUUAAGCCAUCUUGAGAAUGUUCUCACCUCUUGUCCGUUAAACUACUAUGUCACAUUCUGUGAACAAGUUCAAAGUCCUGAUUAAAAUUUUGAGCUUGUACUUCAAAGACUCUUAAAUUAAGGAUAAAUCCGACAUAGAACAAUUUAGAUUUACUAAGUCAAUUAAUUCUCAACUGUUAUAUAGUGUAAAAUAUAAAACUUUUGUGAUAAUUGUAUUUAUUGUUUUUACGUGUAUGUGUUAUUUAGAAUUUUUACUAUGUUGAAUUGUUGUGUUUCAAUCUCUAAUUGUUUAAUGUGUUAUUUUUUAAAUAUUUUAUAUUAUUAUAUGUUAAAAUAUUGGUUAAUUUAUUUGUUAUUAAUUUUAAAUCAAACUAAAUAAAUUAUUUUGAAAUUCCAA